UUCCAAAAACGCUUCAUGGGUUUGGAUGGUGGUGGGGACUUCGUGCUCUCUGGAAAAUCAACGAAGAAAGAGAGGCUCAGAAAAUUAAGUGCUCUUGGUACUGCAAAAACGACGAGCUUUCGAGACUGCGAAAUGGGUUGCAACGUGUCUGACAGAGACGAUGAGCUCCCCAGUAAGAGAUUUAAGCUUCCCAGAAAGUUUUUUUAUGAUUGCAAUGGCGUUGAUCAUGCCUCUGUUCCACGGAAGCUGCGAUCAGCAAUGAAGAAGCGCAACCGUGAAUCCGCAUCUCCGUCCCCGUCUUUACCAGAUGCAAAGAAGGUGAACCAUACAAUGAGUGGGAUCGAACUUAUGAAUAAAGACGGCGGCUCAGAAAUCACAAAAGAUGAGGAAGAAGUUGUGGAGACCUUGUAUGCUUUGGCUGGACUGUUCCCCAGGAACGACGUAAAUGAUAAUAGUACAGUAGACAUUGAAUCAUUAGAUGCAAAUCCUUCAGGUUUGCCAGGGUCAAAGGAGAGUUUGACAUCUGCAUUUGAAGAUGGAAAAGAGAAAUUGGGUUCAUAUUGCCCCUUGAGAGCUACCAAGGCCGCCGAUCCAUCAAAUGUAGAAAGAUUAGGAAAAGAAACUGAUCAAGUUGAUCGUUUGAACGAACCCAGUAGCCAACAUGAGCCUGAAUUGCCUAACAGCAGGAAAUCAUGUAUAAGUUCAGAUAAUUCCAUUCCUCAAAAUCUGAAUGUUUCGUCAUUGUCAGUGAAAGUUGAGGGGUGCAAUGAAAAACCUGCUACAGGCAAUGCUGACAACUUUUGCAAAUCUGAUAUAAGCCUGGAUAGUCGCAGGUUAAAGCAGCCUGUGCAAGAGUUGUUCUCGGUUCCUGAGAGAAAACCAGUAACUGCACUGGAGUUGGGCACAACUAUUAGAGGUCAAGUUGAACUGCAUGAUACGGAUCAGGAAGCCAAGAAAAAUGGUCCAGUAUUGUGGCCUGGCUUGUCUUCAAGUGUGUCUCUUGGUGCUAGCAAUGAUAGUCCAUCAUCAUUGUCACAGUCUCCUGCUGCUAAAAUUCCGCACUGGCUGGAUGCUGCCUUGUCUACCUCGAGAGCUUCUGUCCAAAAUAGUUCGUCUUUUGGAAAGGUUACUACUGUUCUCAAUGGUAGAAGGUUGUGUAAGAAGUGCGCAGCUCAUGUUUACAUAAGUCACUUGAUUCAGGCUUUACAAAACUCCGAGUGUAAGAAUAAGUUACAGCUACAGCCUAAUCAAAUGAGACCACAUGAAGGAUUAAAACAGGUGGCUCUUCUGGGAGUUAAUGUCUAUGCUAAUGCAAACAAUGGUUCAAAUGGGAUUGUUGCUACUAGUAGCAUCGAUAUUUCUAGUUCUGAAAAAAAUUCAGCCGAAGCUAAGAACGGUACACUGCAGCAGACGAAGCUCCAUCAAGAUCAGCCACAGUUUGCUAUGGGAUCUCGAGCAUACGCUUCACCAAAGCAGAGUUUUGAUUUCCUGUCACUGUCAGCUGGAGGUGGUGGCUCAGAAACUAAUAAUAGUUUUAGCAGAGCUAGAAAGGGGAUGGAGGCAUCAUCACAAUCCCAAGGCCCGUAUAUUCAUCCUCUCAUGCAACGUCACACACUCAUUCCUUUCUCUUUGCCCCAGUCUCAGUACAGCUCUUCUGCUCACCCUAACAAUCCUUCAGUGUCUCAGCAGGCCCAGAUGCAGCUACCUCCAUAUCAUGGCAACCCAUUUGGUCCUCAAGCAAGUCCCACAGCAUCGACGAAGCAGCAACCUCAACAGCAACAUCUACAGCUCCAACAGCAUCAGCAGCAUCAGCAGAGGCUUUGGGCCGCUCACUUAGCUGCUAAUUACAGGCCAGUGGGAACUUCGGCGCCGGCAGUUCAUUUUCCCAGUUGGCAAAAUGGAAGGCAGGAUUCGAUGUUGAUUCCAUGCAGCCAAGGCCUUAUGUCUCCAUCCCCGUCAACGCUUGAACUUGUUGGUCCCAAAUACGCACCACUGUCUCCACAACAGCAGCAGCUAAUGGCUGUUACUUCAUCUUUUCCUCCCGGUAGGGUAAAACGACAAGAACACAAUCUACCUUCUGUGUACGAGGAGUCUGGAGGUGGAUUUCGUUCUGGAAGUGCAUUGCCACUGCAGUUGCUCUGCAGCGAGCACCUCUAA
Messenger RNA from Pyrus x bretschneideri (Chinese white pear), 2157 nucleotides. RefSeq lists its product as uncharacterized. Bases 16 to 2157 code for a protein of 713 amino acids. The transcript has 12 exons. The record is from RefSeq and is a predicted model, not a curated record. Lineage: Eukaryota; Viridiplantae; Streptophyta; Magnoliopsida; Rosales; Rosaceae.